Striga asiatica is the source of this 1064-nucleotide messenger RNA. The record is from the annotation of a GenBank genome assembly. NCBI's taxonomy places the organism in Eukaryota, Viridiplantae, Streptophyta, Magnoliopsida, Lamiales, Orobanchaceae.
CCCCAUUCAUCAAAAGGCCCAAGAAAAAAAACUACAGUUCGAAACCCAAAUCCUUACCCAAACAUUCACUCUUUUAAAUACCUAACCCUAAAAAAGCCCUACCCUUCUUCAAUAUUCUUCCGCCUCCUUCAGUGAGAGUGAGAGAGAGAGACUACGAAGAGAGAUGGUUUCAGGUUCAGGGAUUUGCGCAAAAAGAGUGGUGGUAGAUGCGAGGCACCACAUGCUGGGCCGCCUGGCCUCCAUUUUGGCUAAAGAGCUAUUGAACGGCCAGAAGGUGGUGGUUGUCAGAUGCGAGGAAAUCUGCCUUUCCGGUGGGCUUGUACGCCAGAAGAUGAAGUACCUGAGGUUCCUUCGCAAGAGGAUGAACACUAAGCCUUCUCAUGGACCCAUCCACUUCCGGGCUCCCUCAAAGAUCUUGUGGAGAACCAUUCGUGGAAUGAUUCCUCACAAGACCAAGCGUGGAGAAGCUGCACUUGCUCGGUUGAAGGUGUAUGAAGGUAUACCACCCCCCUAUGAUAAGGUUAAGAGGAUGGUCAUCCCCGAGGCUCUCAAGGUGCUGAGGCUUCAGGCUGGCCACAAAUACUGCCUGUUAGGCAGACUCUCAUCAGAGGUCGGAUGGAAUAAUUAUGAUAUUAUCAGGGAGCUUGAGAAGAAGAGGAAAGACAGAGCUCAGGCACACUAUGAGAGGAAGAAGCAAUUGACCAAACUGAGAGUUAAGGCUGAGAAAGUUGCUGAGGAGAAGUUGGGCUCACAGCUUGACAUUAUUGCUCCUAUAAAGUAUUAAAUAGCAGCAACUUAGGUAGUAUGUCAAGCUACAUGUUUUUUGGCACAAUGUUAUGCCUGUUUUGGAUUUGAUUAUGUUGCAAUACGUUAAGUGUCCAUUUGCUAUCCAGGUAAUGGCCCUACCAGAGAUUUUCUUGCCUUAUCUUCUGCUAUCUUGAUGAAAUUUUUAUGCCUUGGUUUUGAAUUAUGCACAUUGUUAAUUUUGUGAGUGUUUAAUACUCCUUUGCAUUAACUUGUGUUUUAUAUGUGAGUUUGAGAUGUGGUUUUGAAUUAACUUGUUA